GGAUCCCUGCUAAAUAUAGCUGUUUCUCUCUCUGUCUUACAACACAGGCUCCAGUAUAUAAAUCGGGCAAAUUCCCCAUUUGAGCAUGAACCUCUGAAAACUGCAGGCAUCUAAGGUCUCCUCCAAGGCCCUCUGGAGUCCAGCCCAUAAUGAAGGUCUUGGCGGCAGGAGUUGUGCCCCUGCUGCUGGUUCUGCACUGGAAACACGGAGCAGGGAGCCCCCUUCCCAUCACCCCUGUCAACGCCACCUGUGCCACACGCCACCCAUGUCACAGCAACCUCAUGAACCAGAUCAAGAACCAGCUGGCGCAGCUCAACAGCAGUGCCAAAGCCCUCUUUAUUCUCUACUACACAGCCCAGGGGGAGCCGUUCCCCAACAACCUGGACAAGCUGUGCAGCCCCAAUGUGACCGACUUCCCGCCCUUCCACGCCAAUGGCACGGAGAGGGCCCGGCUGGUGGAGCUGUACCGCAUCAUCGCGUACCUGGGCGCCUCCCUGGGCAACAUCACGCGGGACCAGACGGUCCUCAAUCCCAGCGCCCACAGCCUGCACAGCAAGCUGAACGCCACGGCGGAUGUCAUGCGGGGCCUCCUCAGCAACGUGCUCUGCCGCCUGUGCAGCAAGUACCACGUGGCACGUGUGGACGUGGCCUACGGCCCAGACACCUCAGGCAAGGACGUCUUCCAGAGGAAGAAGCUCGGCUGUCAGCUCCUGGGGAAGUAUCAGCAGGUCAUGGCCGCGGUGGCCCAGGCCUUCUAGACAGGAGGUCUCACAGUGCACAGUGACCUGAGAUCUUAGACUUAGGUGGCUCUCAAACUGUGGCCGGGGCCCAGAGCAGUGCCAAAGCCAAGUGGGGGCUGCUCGCAGACCCCGAGGGCUUCCUGGCCAGUCUAUUCCCCUCCAGGGUGGGCUGUGAUGAAGCCAAGCAGAGCCAAAGCUCCCAGAGGGAGAACCUACAUAUGGCACCGACUAGAGGAAGGCGCCCCUUCUUCUGGGAUACUGCAGCCAGGCACCCGGUGUCAGGCUGGAUUUCGGCCCCUUCUCGUCCCCUCAGCCAGGGUCUUUGUGAGCAAACCACACAAGUUGCCUCCAGCGACCCUGACCACGGGGCAAGGCAGCAGGGGUCAGGGGCAUUGCCUGGCCCCCAACAGAAUGACGACUAUCAGUGCCUUCGCUGCCCCUUCGGUAGACCUCGAAAGGUCUGGUUGGACCUCAGGCAGCCCAGAGGGGCUGGGAUCCUGAAGGAUCCUUGGCGCCUACAAGUAUGGUGAGUGGAAGGCUAGAAAGGGAACUCUGGUUUGAGAUGCUGCCUUGUCUUGGGCGUGAUUGGAGAGCUCAGGCCUAGGACUGUCAGGUGGAAGGUUCCAGAAGGAUGUCGCUGGCCUUCAGCCUCCUGGGGAGGCAGAGAGGCCACCUUCAGGCCUGGGAAGGAAGACAGGCCCUUGAAAGUCUUGACGGGCCCUUCUUCCUUGAGCCCGCAGUCUGUCCUGCUGUCCCGGUGGCUGGGGUCUGGUGGCUGGACCUGGAGGUGGGGUGUGGGGAGGUGGGCGGGUUGUAAAGUCAGGUGAGGGGGUUCUGAGGGGACCCAGAGUCUUGUGGGCAAGGGUCUGUAAGGGAGGGGUGGAUGCAGUAGUUCAGAGUGGCAGCUCACAUCUGAGGCCCACAGAGGCCCCGUGAGGUCACACAAAGGUACUUGAGGGGCGCCAGAGGCCAUCGCUGGACCCCGGAGCAAGGGGACAGCAGAAGUUGAGGUCAGGGUCUCAGGAAGCCUGAGAUCCAAGGGUGCUGUGUGUCUGACCCAGCAUGAUUGUCUAUUUAUUUUGAUGCCCUAUUUAUAUUAACUUAUUGGUGCUUUAAAUAGC
Lipotes vexillifer (Yangtze River dolphin) is the source of this 1861-nucleotide messenger RNA. RefSeq names its product LIF interleukin 6 family cytokine (gene LIF). Gene Ontology annotation, cellular component: extracellular region. The transcript is spliced from 3 exons. The record is from RefSeq and is a predicted model, not a curated record. Gene Ontology annotation, molecular function: leukemia inhibitory factor receptor binding; cytokine activity; growth factor activity. NCBI's taxonomy places the organism in Eukaryota, Metazoa, Chordata, Mammalia, Artiodactyla, Lipotidae. The coding region runs from base 150 to 758 and encodes 202 amino acids. Gene Ontology annotation, biological process: leukemia inhibitory factor signaling pathway; immune response; regulation of cell differentiation.